Messenger RNA from Biomphalaria glabrata, 528 nucleotides. RefSeq lists its product as uncharacterized. The transcript has a single exon. NCBI's taxonomy places the organism in Eukaryota, Metazoa, Mollusca, Gastropoda, Planorbidae. The record is from RefSeq and is a predicted model, not a curated record. Bases 1 to 528 code for a protein of 175 amino acids.
AUGCGAAUCGAUCAACCAAAUAGUCAGACUAUGCGGCAGUCAUCAGGGUACUCGGAGAUGCGACUCGAUCCAACUAAUAGUCAGACUAGGCGGCAGUCAUCAGGGUACUCGGAGAUGCGACUCGAUCCAACUAAUAGUCAGACUAGGCGGCAGUCAUCAGGGUACUCGGAGAUGCGACUCGAUCAAACAAAUAGUCAGACUAGGCGGCAGUCAUCAGGGUACUCGGAGAUGCGACUCGAUCAAACAAAUAGUCAGACUAGGCGGCAGUCAUCAGGGUACUCGGAGAUGCGACUCGAUCAAACAAAUAGUCAGACUAGGCGGCAGUCAUCAGGGUACUCGGAGAUGCGACUCGAUCAAACAAAUAGUCAGACUAGGCGGCAGUCAUCAGGGUACUCGGAGAUGCGACUCGAUCAAACAAAUAGUCAGACUAGGCGGCAGUCAUCAGGGUACUCGGAGAUGCGACUCGAUCAAACAAAUAGUCAGACUAGGCGGCAGUCAUCAGGGUACUCGGAGAUGCUGCUGCCGUAG